AUGACUUUGGUCGUGUUAGUCCUCACGCUGUCUGUGCAAGCAGUAAGCGAUAAUGGAUCUAAUAUGAAGGCAGCCAAAGAUAUUUUUCAUGAAAAAUUUGGUUGGGCUAGUGUUGCUUGUGCAGCGCACACUCUCCAACUUUGUUUAAACAAAGGAUUGGGAAUAAACGGCAUAGAAAAACCUCUUGCAGCAGCUCGACGACUAGUGCAACAUUUUAAGAGAAGUGAAUUGGCGACCAGUGCACUGGGGAAAAAGUGUGAGGAAAUGAAGCUUACCUCCAAAAGACUCAUAAUGGAUGUAUCCACAAGGUGGAACAGUACUUACAACAUGCUUGUAAGGUUGCAGGAAUUGCAAUGGCCAAUUUUGGCUAUACUUGGAAAUAAAAAUAUCACAAAUGCCACCAAAGCCUCCUCUCUUACAAUCAAGCCUGGGGACUGGGAGAUUUUCAAGCAGUUGAUUCCAGUACUUGAGCCUUUUGCAGAGGCUACUGAUCUUUUAGGAGGCGAAAAAUAUGUCUCGAUAUCGAUAAAGAAUCCAUACAUCAAGAGAUUGAAAAAACAUCUGUCACGCGAGAAAGAUGAUGAACUUUUGGUAAUCCAGCAGUUCAGACAAAAAGUAAAAGGCGAAAUGGAGGAGCGAUUUCCAAUUGAUCUUAAUGAUAUCAGCUCGAAGGCAAUGGCUCUGGAUCCCAGAUAUAAACUGCGGGGACUUCGUACUGUGGAGUCACUUCAGGUAACUUGUUAUUUCUUCCUGAAUAAGAUUUUUAUCUUGCCAACAAAAUUGCCCUACAUGACAAACAACAUAGCAUGUUAUUUUGGUUGGAAUGAGGUCAAAUUGAAUUUUCGUGUAAAUUCAUUCUUAUUUGAACAAACAGUUGUUGAAAAAGCUGAACCUUCAUCUUCUUCAGUUCAGCAAUCGACAUCUAUCAUAAGCCUUGCCUUCGAAUCAUCAGAGUCCGAUGACAGUGCAGAUACUGAGGUCCCAGUGGUUGCCAAUGAAGUGAACAAAUUUUUUAGUUCCAAAGUACUUUCUGAAUGUUCAAACCCCCUCACUUGGUGGAAAGAGCAAAACGCUAAUUAUCCAAACUUGAGCAAGCUUGUUGGCAAAUAUAUGUGUGUAACAGCAACAUCAACCCCAAGUGAGCGAUUAUUUUCUGCAGCUGGAAACACUGCCACUGAGCUCAGAUCAAGCCUCACCGGAUCACAUGUGGAAGUUCUUGUAUUUUUAAAAUGCAAUUCUGACAUAUGA
Messenger RNA from Styela clava, 1248 nucleotides. The record is from RefSeq and is a predicted model, not a curated record. Lineage: Eukaryota; Metazoa; Chordata; Ascidiacea; Stolidobranchia; Styelidae.